AUGUCGUUCGAGACCACCGGAACCGUCAACAGCUUCGGCGGUAAGCUGUUGAAGCUGGCUCACCAGUCCAAAGUCAACAACUGUGAAAUGAAGCUGAACCUUUAUGUACCCCCAUCGGCCAGCUCCUCCAAGCCCGCGCCCGUUCUAUUUUACCUGGCUGGAUUGACCUGCACUGGUGACAAUGGCGCGGAGAAGGGUUUCCUUCAGGCCAAGGCCUCGGAGAAAGGCAUUGCAGUCGUCUACCCCGACACAUCUCCACGUGGUCUUCAGAUUGAAGGCGAAGACGAGAGCUAUGACUUUGGCAGCGGCGCCGGCUUCUACGUUGAUGCCACCAAGGAGCCAUGGACCAAGGGCUACAACAUGUACAGCUACAUCACUUCCGAGCUACCUGAAGCACUGUUCAGCCAUUUCAAAGAGCUCGAUGGAAGCCGGGUGUCUAUUACGGGCCACAGCAUGGGAGGUCACGGUGCUCUCACUCUGUUCCUGAAGAACCCGGGCAAGUACAAGUCCGUUUCAGCUUUCGCACCCAUCUCCAACCCGACCAAGUGCCCAUGGGGUGAGAAGGCAUUCUCGGGCUACUUUGGCGAAGACAACAAGUCGAAGUGGGCAGAACACGACGCUACCGAGCUGUUGCCCAAGUACCCCAACGAUACCGAUAUCUUGAUCGAUGUGGGCACCGGUGACAACUUCUACAAGCAGAAGCAACUUCUACCCGAAAAUCUGCAAGAGGCGGCAAAGAAGGCUGGGAAGAAGGUGACCGUGAGGUAUCAGGACGGAUACGACCACAGCUACUUUUUUAUUAGCACGUUUGCGAGCGAUCAUGUUGAGCAUGCGGCCAAGUACUUGCUCGCGUAUGCAGAGUCGGGGAAACUUUCGAAGCUAUGA
Molecule: messenger RNA, 885 nt
Organism: Ramularia collo-cygni
Lineage: Eukaryota; Fungi; Ascomycota; Dothideomycetes; Mycosphaerellales; Mycosphaerellaceae
Product: probable esterase D
Exons: 3
Coding region: 1-885 (294 amino acids)
Biological process (GO): formaldehyde catabolic process
Cellular component (GO): cytosol
Molecular function (GO): S-formylglutathione hydrolase activity
Source: RefSeq, a predicted model, not a curated record